AUGGCAGUCAAGAUGAUCGUGGUCUUUAGUGAUUCCCAGUUGGUAGUUAACCAAAUGCGGGAUAGCUAUCAGGCUCGGGAUAACAAGAUGACAACCUACCUCAACAAGACCAAAGAAUUGCAGUCGAACUUCGACGAGUUCACUAUCAACCAAGUACCAAGAGGGGAGAACAAUCAUGCAGAUGCAUUAGCAAACCUUGGAUACAAAAAACUUUGCUGUCUGACCAAGGGACAGUCAGCCGGAAUCUGGAAGUUGCAAGUAGACUGCUCAAGUAACACUAGAGGAAGUGGACUCAGACUCGUCUUGACUUCACCCCAAGGUGACGUAAUCGAACAAGCAAUCCAAUGCGGGUUCAAAGCUACCAAUAAUGAAGCCGAAUACGAAGCAAUGAUAGCUGGACUCGGACUAGCCAAAGACAUGGAAGUCAAAAGGAUCGUGGUCUUCAGUGAUUCCCAGUUGGUAGUCAACCAAAUGCAAGGUAGCUAUCAGGCUCGGGAUAACAAGAUGACAGCCUCCCUCAAAAAGACCAAAGAAUUGCAGUCGGACUUUGACGAGUUCACUAUCAACCUAGUACCAAGAGGGGAGAACAAUCAUGCAUAUGCAUUAGCAAACCUUGGAUCUUCCUCCCAUACAACUGACUCCAAGACAAUACCAGUAGUAUAUCUCCAAUGGCCAGCUGUCUAG
This is a messenger RNA of Humulus lupulus (European hop), 684 nucleotides long. RefSeq lists its product as uncharacterized. Bases 1 to 684 code for a protein of 227 amino acids. Lineage: Eukaryota; Viridiplantae; Streptophyta; Magnoliopsida; Rosales; Cannabaceae. The transcript has 2 exons. The record is from RefSeq and is a predicted model, not a curated record. Gene Ontology annotation, molecular function: nucleic acid binding; RNA-DNA hybrid ribonuclease activity.